This is a messenger RNA of Canariomyces notabilis, 1147 nucleotides long. RefSeq lists its product as uncharacterized. The record is from RefSeq and is a predicted model, not a curated record. The coding region runs from base 361 to 993 and encodes 210 amino acids. The transcript has a single exon. NCBI's taxonomy places the organism in Eukaryota, Fungi, Ascomycota, Sordariomycetes, Sordariales, Chaetomiaceae.
AUCCCGAACCAAUAAAUUGCAGGGGUCAGUGGCAGGCGUUGGGGGCAUGGGGAUAUGCAAGAUGUGCUAGAUUCACACCGCUCCGUCGGGGUUGGGGUUGGAACGUUGUUUUACCUCCAUUGUGCCUUUGUUCAUUCCACAUGCCAAACCACAAAGAGCCCAAAAAUAAAAGACUCCAGGUGCUGACACAAAACGCCCGUCAACGCCGCUUGGCCAAAAGGCGAAACUGGCCUAAGGUCGCGGCCCAGCUGUCUUCAGAUGCUGAAAUAGAGCUUGCUAUAGCAGCAGGCUGCAAGUCAAAUUCGAUCCCCCAGCGUUUGUUUUGUUUACUUUGGACCAAACCCGUCAAAACAAACAACAAUGCGGACUAAAAAGAAUAGCAGGGCAUCGGGACCCUUUCCCUUUCUGCCGCACAAAUCGGGAAAGCAAAUACAUGAUCGCGCCGAAAUUUGGGAAAUACGCGCAAUGCAAAAAUCAGAAAGAAAAUUACAAUUUCAUGCUCCAUUCCGCUUUCCCCUUUUCCGCCUGGCCUCGUCAACACUCCACCCAUCGGCUUUUUCCACCCUCCGCGGACCCGCCAACCCCUCUCUUCAACAAGGCGUCGCAGGUCCUUCUUCCCCUCCUCCACGGCGCCACUACGGGGCUAGCAGAUCUCGACGAUCCGGCACAGGACUAGGACUCACAGGACGACCAGUGAAGACGCGACCUUCCGCGCACACUAACCACGUCCUAAACCCUUGGGUCUUCGCCUCUGAUCCCCUGAACCUUGACUCUCCCGUGUUGACAGAGCCGCUAUGGUGGAGAAAAUCGGGAAGAGAUCGGCUCAAAAGAAUCGAAAUCUUUUUUCUUUUUGCUACACCACGCGUCAAAGAAACCGGUCUUAUCAAGUCCCCCACUUCAGACUGCACGCGUCUUUCUUUGUGUUGUGGUCAAGCUUUGCGCACCGCGCACGCAUACCCUCACGUUUGUUACAUGAAGCCUUCUCCGUCCUGAACUGACUGGACACCAAGCAUCCAAGCAAACCGAGUUCUUCACGAUACUUGCAGUGUGCCCCGCUUCCCCGCAAGAAGUUAGACCAUACAGUGUACUGUAUUGUUCACGAUAGUGGCACGCGCGCCCUCAGCCUUCUCUGGGUUUCCUUGCCAGA